AUGAAUACAUUUGAUUCGCCUCCGACAGGCCAGAGCAACGGAGCUAGAAGCAUCCAGUCCUCUCGUUCGCCUACCAACACCGAUUCAGCCCUGUCCUCUUCCGUCGGCAGUGCCCGGUCCCACUCAAGCUCUUCCCGAACGCAUGCACGCCCUUCGAACCAACAACAGAGCUCUCAGUCCACCGAAGCCACUCCGAUUAACGCGGCUGAUUCCGCGAGGCGCAACUAUCAAUCUACCGAGCGGGCCGAAAGCACCCAACACAAGAGCCUAAACCCAGAUAACGCAAACACCGGCAAUGGCACCAGCCAGUCGACUAACCAGGACUCACCACCCAAGCCCCAGCAGUCCUGGUAUAGCAAAUUAGCAGACCGAUACGGCAGCCUCGAACUGGAAAACAAGGGCAGCGUUGCGCGGGACCAUCUUGCAUUAGGUACAAACUACACGCAACUACAACCUUCAGACAUACCUCCAAAACUAACAAGAUCAACAGAACGAACCUUCCUAGCAUGGAUGCGCACCUCUCUAGCCUUCGCCUCAAUCGGCAUCGCAGUAACCCAACUAUUCCGCUUAAAUACUGCCAUCACGAAUACAAACCCAAAUGCCUAUAACAUAAAUGGUGCCAACCCGGCCAUCCUCCCACCGAACCUCUCCUACGACUCAGCCGCAUUCCACACAUCAUCCGCCUCCGCCCGUCUCCGCAGCGUGGGCAAACCCCUCGGCUCGACAUUCAUCGGCGUCUCGAUCCUCAUUCUGAUAGUCGGCUUCCACCGCUACUUCGAGAGCCAAUAUUGGAUUAUCCGCGGGAAGUUCCCUGCUAGUCGUGGCAGUAUAGCACUUACGGCAUUUGUGGCUGCUGCGCUGAUUAUUGCUGCGCUUGCGGUUAUUUUGGCUGUCUCGCCCGGUGCUGUGGAGGGUUAA
Messenger RNA from Penicillium arizonense, 918 nucleotides. RefSeq lists its product as uncharacterized. Lineage: Eukaryota; Fungi; Ascomycota; Eurotiomycetes; Eurotiales; Aspergillaceae. The transcript has a single exon. The record is from RefSeq and is a predicted model, not a curated record. The coding region runs from base 1 to 918 and encodes 305 amino acids.